This is a messenger RNA of Chinchilla lanigera (long-tailed chinchilla), 656 nucleotides long. It is a transcript of the gene Mrpl51, whose product is annotated as mitochondrial ribosomal protein L51. Gene Ontology annotation, cellular component: mitochondrial large ribosomal subunit. Gene Ontology annotation, biological process: translation. Bases 135 to 521 code for a protein of 128 amino acids. The record is from RefSeq and is a predicted model, not a curated record. Gene Ontology annotation, molecular function: structural constituent of ribosome. The transcript has 3 exons. NCBI's taxonomy places the organism in Eukaryota, Metazoa, Chordata, Mammalia, Rodentia, Chinchillidae.
UGGGUAGGAUCCAAGAUGGUUGCCUGCUUUCCGAGACUAGUGUAAAGGUGGCAGGUACUGUUCGCGUUGUCAUCUCCUUGAAGGCCACAUUCUAGGGCUCAUUUGAUGUAUGGUUGAGAGAACAGACUAGAACAAUGGCAGGGGCCCUCUCUUGCAGGGCUAGUAGGUGUCUGUGGAGCUGGGUGACUUUGGCUUGCAGAAACUUUUCGCUGGGUGUUCCAGGAUUGUCCCGUAUAAGGCUCACCCUGCCACCUCCCAAAGUGGUUGAUCGUUGGAACGAGAAGAGGGCCAUGUUUGGAGUAUAUGACAACAUCGGGAUCCUGGGAGACUUUGAAAAGCACCCCAAAGACCUGAUCAUUGGACCCAUAUGGCUUCGAGGCUGGAAGGGAAAUGAAUUGCAGCGAUGUAUCCGAAAGAAGAGAAUGGUUGGAAAUAGAAUGUUCAUUGAUGACCUGCACAACCUUAACAAGCGUAUCCGCUAUCUCUACAAACACUUUAAUCGUCAUGGGAAGUACCGGUAGAAGAUAAAUCUGGAAUCUGUGCAGGAGGCACAUCUGUCUUCCUGGAGAGCGGGGAUAAGACUUGCCCUGUUAAGAGAGGGUUUUGUAUGCUCACUAAUAAAAUGGAGCUUUGGGAUCUAAUAUCCACACACUUUA